Molecule: messenger RNA, 330 nt
Organism: Fonsecaea erecta
Lineage: Eukaryota; Fungi; Ascomycota; Eurotiomycetes; Chaetothyriales; Herpotrichiellaceae
Exons: 1
Coding region: 1-330 (109 amino acids)
Source: RefSeq, a predicted model, not a curated record
AUGUCGUCAUCAACGAAAGUUCCAGACCGAUACAUGAUCCAUGUUACAUUGUGGUUUGCUCCAGAAAACGUGCCUAUCGCUCUGGAAGCAUGCAGAAAGCUCUUCGCCGAGGCGUGGAAGGAUCCCCGGCUAGACUUCUGUCAAAUUGUUCGGGACGCCAAUGACCCGGGCGUGAUUCGUAUUCAGGAGGAGUGGAAUGCUUCGAGGCAGUAUCUGGACGAGGUACGUGUGGAGAGUUCCUGGCCCUCGCUGGUGAGGACAGAAAGAGACCCGGAGAAUGGCAUGCAAGCUAUGAUGUGGUAUCUCCCCAGUCCGAGUGACAACCUGUGA